Molecule: messenger RNA, 731 nt
Organism: Seminavis robusta
Lineage: Eukaryota; Bacillariophyta; Bacillariophyceae; Naviculales; Naviculaceae
Source: the annotation of a GenBank genome assembly
AAAACGUUUUUGUUGCCCUUGUCGGGUCUCAGGUUCCGCCUCAUGUUCGAUUCUUUCUACCCUCGCAAACUGCUGGAUAAUCCUAUUGAUCUCUGAAAUAAGUGAGUAAGGAGCCUCCUUCUACCGUAAGUACUGCAGUAUGAGCCUUGCCUGGCAACGAGUCCUUGGUGGCAUUUCUGGCUGCGCUGCCAUUGGCACGAGUGCGUACGGAGCUCAUGGCCUCAAGCCAUCGAAAGAAGCGUACGGCAAGACGUAUGAAAGUGGAUCAAGAUUCCAUCUCCUGCAUUCGAUUCUCCUCGUGGCCACUCCUUCCAUUUGCGGACGAAAAAACGUACGCAUGGCCAAUGUAUCUGGAGCGCUGUUGACGGUGGGUAUGGCCCUCUUUAGUGGAUCCUGUUACGCCGUCGCAAUUACCGAAGAUAGAAGUGUUGGCAAGGCAGCACCCGUGGGCGGAAUCGCUCUCAUGGCGGGUUGGCUCUCAUUGGCCCUCGUCAGAAGAUAGUGGCUUCCACCAGAAUAUCAUUGUUCACGGUGGGCGUGAUUAUUUUCUUGAUAGAAAUUUAUUGUGCCGUCUUCCCUACUCUGGUAGCUACCGGUAGGCCACCCCUAAUCAAUCGUUCGCAUGAGAGAGGUAUACUACAUGUCGAUUCGAUUUCGUUUCUUCGUCUCGUCGUGACGUCUUUCCCUUUCGUGAUAAGCAGCUAGUAUUGUUAGCAAUCUUUUUAUCAUGU